AACCCUGGAGAAACCAGGAGUGGAAGUUUUUAGCAGUCCAUAUUCGCCCAUAGAGGAGCUGUCACAGAAGGCAAGGGCAUUAGCAAAAAAUUCCGUCUCGCCUUUCUAUAAGGCACAGUCUGAAAAGUAUUGGGGCCUAUAUAAAGAAUUCUGUAAAGGGUUUGAGGUAAAUGAAAAGGAGCCAUCAGAGGAUGGUAUUUUAGCAUUUAUUAUGUGGUUAGAUAUAUCGGGACUGGCAUCCCAGACUUCCCGAAUCAUGCAAGCUGUUACGAAUAACCUCCGUUUUGAGGGAAAAGAGGACUUUAGGAAAUCGCUAGCUAUCACGCAGGUUCUGAGGGCGGUAAAGAAGGAAGCAACAAAGGACAAAACACCGGACUGGCCACGUGACCCGCUACUAGUCGGAACUCUCCGAUACUAUGUGGAU
Molecule: messenger RNA, 424 nt
Organism: Racocetra persica
Lineage: Eukaryota; Fungi; Glomeromycota; Glomeromycetes; Diversisporales; Gigasporaceae
Source: the annotation of a GenBank genome assembly